Messenger RNA from Camellia sinensis, 905 nucleotides. The record is from RefSeq and is a predicted model, not a curated record. Lineage: Eukaryota; Viridiplantae; Streptophyta; Magnoliopsida; Ericales; Theaceae.
AUGUUACCGGUGUUUUCCUCUAAGUCCACGCCGGCUGUAGGUGUUGUAUCUUCACUGUCAGACUGCCUCCAAUCUCUGCUUUUUGAUGACUCCUCACUGGGAAUGGCAUGGUUUGCCUCUUCCUCCCUUUCUUCAAUCUGGAUUGGCCCCUAUUUGUACGCAACAUCGUCAACCCAAGUCCCCGAUGCAUUCAUCUUGAAGUCUCUAUCAAGGGACGCAUGGAGCAAAGAAUCAAAUUGGAUGGGAUAUGUCGCUGUGGCCACAGACGAAGAGAUGGCUAAGCUGGGAAGGAGAGACAUUGUGGUUUCCUGGAGAGGAACACACCAGGCCUUGGAAUGGGUUAAUGAUUUGCAAAUUCUUCUCGUUUCACCUUCAAAGAUACUUGGAGAGCAAGAUGAUGAUACUAAGGUGCAUCAGGGAUUUCAUUCUAUCUACACUUCAAAUGAUCCAAGAUCACCAUUCACCAAGACUAGUGCUAGAGACCAGAUUCUUGAAGAGGUCAGAAGGCUUGUUGAAGAAUACCAAAAUGAAGAAAUCAGCAUAAUUGUAGUUGGUCGCAGUUUGGGUGCAGCAAUUGCAACCUUAAAUGCAUUUGACAUAGCUGCCAAUGGAUUGAACAUUCCUAGAAACCAACCAGACAAGGCGUGUCCUGUGACUGCCUUUGUGUUUGCUAGCCCAAGAGUUGGUGAUUCAGACUUCAAAAAGGUCUUGUCUGGGCUAAAAAAUCUCCGUGUUCUACGUGUUCGUAAUGCCCUAGAUAUUGUUCCAAAGGUUCCAUUCAUAGGCUACAAAAACGUGGGUGAAAAAUUAGCUAUUGACACUACGAACUCCAUCCUUUAGCAACGUUGCUAUUGGUGUCCAUAUUGUUUUAUUUUUUUUCUCUCUCUAAACAAUAUGUGUAUCAG